Molecule: messenger RNA, 6368 nt
Organism: Episyrphus balteatus (marmalade hoverfly)
Lineage: Eukaryota; Metazoa; Arthropoda; Insecta; Diptera; Syrphidae
Gene: Asx
Product: polycomb protein Asx
Exons: 8
Coding region: 1104-5900 (1598 amino acids)
Biological process (GO): positive regulation of transcription by RNA polymerase II; animal organ morphogenesis
Cellular component (GO): PR-DUB complex
Molecular function (GO): chromatin binding; DNA binding
Source: RefSeq, a predicted model, not a curated record
CCAAAAAAAAGUGUACGACGGAGAAAAGUCUGUGCAAUGUGCGAAAAACUCUUAUUAAUUUCAUAGAAAAAACUAUUAAAUUAUUAAAUUAUAAAACUAAAAUUCAAUGAAAAACAAAACUUAAAACAAGUGUAAACAUUGAAAUUAACUUGCGUGCAGUAAAAUUUACAAAAAAUUCAAUUAUUUUUAGCUUGCAAAUGACAUAAAAAAAAGAGACAAAAAAUUGAUCAUUUUUUUUUUUGUUCUCAGUUUUUCUCGCACACACAUCCCACAAAAUUUUAUAUAUAUAUGAACUUUUUUUUCCCAAUUUUUCUGUCAAAACUUCGAAGAUGAAAAUUUUUGUAAAUUAAUUUUUUUCUUUCAUUCAAGAAAAUACAGAAAAAUCCAAAUAAUUUCCAAUUCGUUUUAAUUAAUACGCGUGUACAAAAAAGUUUGUUCCUAACAAAAAAUCAAAAAGAAUGAAAAGUUUGUGUACAUAGAUUUGUUGUUUUGCGAAAAACUAUUAAAAAAAAAAAAGAUUCUCCAGUCGAACGAAGGGAGGCUCAUUUUUCAUAGAGACGGAGAAGUGUAUUCCCGUAUUCUCAUCCGUUGUCCGUUUUGUGUCCCCCUCGAGAACCCAACAAUCGAAACAACAAUUUUUUUGCAGUAAGAAAUAUAAUAAAAAGGUUUGUUCCCUUUGUAUAGAAAUAAAAACAAUGACAAAGGAGCUCCGCGCAUCCUACGACGAAUAGUUUUUUAUUAAAUCAAUUUUAAUAAUUGUAAUUUAAUUCCUUUUUAAUAAAAAAAUUAAAACCUUAAUUUUCAUUGAUCCGCGAAAAGAAGAAGAAUUAGAAAGAAUUUUCCUCCACAUUUCCUCUUCUUUUUUUUUUGUUGUUGGUUUUACUUGUUUUUGUUUAUGUGAUUACAAGAGUGUGUGAGUGUUUGGUACGCAGAAGAGCACUAUAACAGCAGAACAAGAAGAGUUUUUUUUUGUUGUUGGUUGUUUGGAUCUUAUUUUCGUUCGUGGCGGAGCACUCAUUGCUGUGAAGGAGGAGGAGAAUGUGCCAUUUGCAUAAGAAUAACUAAUAAAUUUCCAACAUUUCAAACAAACUAUAAAAACAAUCAUGGAGUGCGAUGUAACUCCUGAUCAAUUUCCACGAAGUCAUGAAAAACUCAUCACCACCAGCAACGACUCAUUCCAAAAAAUCCAACUCCACUCCAAUUCAACCUCCACAUCGAAUCAUGCAUCAUCAGCAGCAGCUAAGCAACAUUUCCUCUCAACUACAUCAAUAAUAUUUCCUUCGGUUAAGCACAAACUGCAUACUUCCUCUGCAAAGUAUGUAACACCACCGCCCUGUUCUAGCAACGAAGUAGAAUGUGAUCCACUUGCUCUUGAUUCACCGCCUCCUAUGGCUGCAGGAAGUCCAUCGUCGCAUCAUCAUCAUCAUAUAGCGCCAGCUAAAUUGGUUAAACAUUCUCAUAGUCUGCGACGGCAUAUACCCCGCAUAAUUGUAAAGCCAAUUCCGGAAAAGAAGCCAGUUCCCGUUACUUCGCUAGCUGUAACUAGCAGUCAAUGUCGAACAAAGAACAGCAUGGCAACUUCAUCAACCACACCAUCCACAUCUUCAACGACAAUCUCUCUACGCAGCAUACCCAGCACAACAGCUCAAAUGCAAGCGUCCACUAUGCGUGAGGUACUCGCCUCAAUACCGGGCUUCAGUUUGAAACCCCGAAGGCGAUCUAAUAAAAAAAUGUCCACAGCAGCACAAAUUGAACAAACGAAAGAUGGAAAAAUCGAUCUGGAGACACCCGACUCGAUUCUGGCUAGCACCAAUCUGCGUGCACUGCUAAAUAAGCAAACCUUUUCCCUCCUGCCACCUCUUUAUCAGUACAACUUGAUUCAACUAUUGCCGGGCGUUGAUCGAGCGGCAGCAGUUGAAACAUCCGAUGCUGCUCUUGGAGCUGUACGCCUCGGUGCCUCGAGUCUAAAUAAUGAAUUUUUUGCCCGCGCAUGCUUAGAAUGGCGCGAACGAUUGUCCGAAGGUGAAUUUACACCCGAAAAUCAAGUUAAACUGAAAUCUGAAGCUGAGAAGGAAAAGAACAAAUUAGAUCCAUGGAAGCUUAAACACUUUGAACCAAUAUGGGGUGAUAAAAUAUCUAGUAGACGAUCUAAAACAAGUUCAACUUCUUCGGAAGAAAACACUCCAGCAAUAUCUACAACAACGACGACAAUCAAAUUUGGAAAGAGUUCAACUAGCAAAACAGCAAUGGGUAUCAGAACCGAAACAUGCACCUCAGCUGAUGUUACCUCGUCAACAUCACCUUCGUCGUCAUCCACUUCAUCCACCAUCUCGACGCUGUCAUCAUUAUCAACCACGACGAGCAGUAGUAUCUUGAGGCCACCGAUUAUUAAAGCCGAGCCCAAAUCUAUUAUCGAAUGCAGAAUCGAUAGUAAAAUGAAAGAUGAAGUGGAUUCUAUAAGAAGAAACUCCCCAUUCUCACAAUCCACAACACCCAGUGAUAAACCACAGACUGAAGAAUCUCCAGCACAGAGUGAUGAUGUUGCCUCAAAUGGCAGUAAAAGUUGUGUCGAUGACGUCGAUGUAGAUCAGCAACAACAACAACAACAGCAACAGUUGAUUGUUUUUGACGAAGAAGUGAUUACAGCAGAAGAGGAGGUUGUUUUACCAAAACAGAUUUCACCCAAGAGAACUCGCAAACGAUCGUCGACUAGCCCAACAUUCGCCGAGAGCAAACAGAUUAAAUUUGAAUCUGAAGCUGAAGCGCCUGAACCACCGCCACCUCCACCACAACCCAGUGAAGAAAUUAUUGAAGAAUCUGUGGUGGAUUCUCCCAAAUCAGACAUCGACUCAAAUCGGCUGGAUCCGGAAGAGGAGCUACUUAUUUCAAAUGUUUUAGAGAUGACGACCAACGAAGAGAAUGCUGAACAGCAAGAGCCAUCUAAUACGGAAGAGGCUACAGGAAGCUUGUCAAACCUGGGAGAUGAUUUUCCAUUCAACAAUUGUGGCCUUGACACGCCAAAUGACACCACAGACACUUCGAAUAUAGUUCCAACUAUAGUUGCAGAUGUUGUUGGAUCUGAUGGAGCAUUUCACGCGCAGGUAUCUGCUAAUGCUUUCAACUUUCCAGAUAGUUUGUUUAGUAGUUUUUCACGGAGACUACAACAAGAACAACAUCAGCAUUUGCAACAGCAAUUACAGCAACAGCAGCAACAACAACAGCAACAAAAUCAGCAUUCUUCAAUUGGAGAGCCGUCCUCGAUGCAAAUGCCCAGUGAAAUGGUAGAACAGUUUAUUGUCUCGGAUUUGGCAAAUAGUAGUGGGGUAGGUGCAAUGCUCACGUGCACAGAUGAACAUGAUAGCAACAGCAAUAAUCUUAUCGACUGCAACGGUGGUGUGAGUUGUGACGAAAGUAAUACCAGCAUUAGUACCUGUGAUAACAUCGGGGUUGCGAUAAGGGCACGAAUUGCCCAAGCAGCAGCCGGUACAUUAGAUGAAGAAGAUCCAAUCGAGCAGAAGUUUGCAGAUGCUGAAAACUAUGUUUUGGAAUCAGGUGAAGUUAGCACAGAAAGUGGAGAAGUUAUAAACAACCUAGAAAUCCCUGUACCGAAGGACAUCUCUGAAAGUGAUCUAUUCAGUUCACUAGAUCAUGUCAUGAUAGCUCAAGAUUGUGAAAAUGUUUACGAGCAAAACAAACAUUUAGCUAUUGAAACAGCAAGUAAUUCAUCGGAAGCAUCUAUAACAUCUUCACAAUCUUCAGCUCAAGGUGCUGGGCGAACAACACCUCUCAUGGUUAUGGCAACACCACAAUCACAUCCACCUCAAUCGCCAAACUUGGAGGAAACUCAGACACGUGAAAAUAUGUUUCAUCAUGUUCAGCACGAUUGGAAUUUUGGACUAAAAAUGAACCAUUCAAUGUAUUCGAAUGCUUCGACAUUCAUGAAUGAACAAAAUAAUUUCAUGAAUGAACAAAGCAAUCAAAUUAUAGAUGAAUCCUUAAUUAAAAAGGAAGAAGAACAUUUGCCGCAACAACAGAAACAAGAAAUGUUCCAUGAACAACAGGAUUUUGGCAUUGACAUUGGUGAUAUUACAAGCGAAGAAAUUGAAGUUCCCAUGACUGCUGCUGAAAUGGAAGUAACAAGCACUGUAGUCAAUAGCAAUUCGAACGAUAGCAAUAAUGCAGAAAUAAAAAUGUAUGCUCAAUCGUCUAUACCACAUAUACCAGGUGGUAAAUUGCUACUCGACACAAAUGGACAGGUUAUUGGGAAUUUUUUAAUGCAUCCAAAUCGUCAAUUGACUUUGCACGCACAACAACAGCAGCAACAGCAAAGACAGCAACAACCGCAACAACAACCGACCCAACAACCCCAACAACAACAACUGCAACAACCACAACAUCAACAGCAACAACUGCAGCAUCAUCAGCAGCAACAACAACAGCACCAAAUUGCAUUCCAAACAAAUCAUUCGCAACCAAAACAACAAAUUAAAAAAGUUAUUGAUUCGAGUGGAGUUCAUCAUUAUACCACUGCCCAGCUACAGCACCAUACGAUAGAGAACUCUCAAAUACAGUAUCAACAGCAGCAACAACAACAACAGCAACAACAACAACACCAGCAACAACAGCAUCAGCAUCGCCAAUUUAUUAAUAUCCAACAACAGCUUCCACAACAGCAACCGCAAAGCAAUACCUUGAUGCCUUCAUCGCCUACAACUACUACUAUUAAUCAAUAUCAACAACAACAAUUACAACCACAUCAACCAACUGGCAAAUUUAUUCAAAAGCAAAUCACUGUUAGUAUGCAACGGCCUACUGCCAACACAGCCGCAGGCUCAACUACACAAACAACAACAACCUACUUAAACCCUGCGACCAUAAAAGUUCUCUCUAGCAGCGGAAUACCAUCAACAAUAGCGCAACAGCGCCCAAAAAUCCCAAGUGGCAAAGGACGUAAACCUACUACAAAUAAACUGCCACCAGGUGCGGUUAAUUUGGAACGUAGCUAUCAAAUUUGCCAAGCUGUCAUUCAAAACAGUCCCAACCGGCAUAAUCUAACGGCGCAACUUCGGCCACCGUCGGCAAUAUUGGCAUCGGGAAACAAUACUGGAACGAAUUCCGGAGCCGCCCAACAGGUGCCAGUGUCGGCGUCAUCACCACAAAUAAAAACCGAAGAAGGUCUAUCGACAGCGUCGACGCCACCUUUACCCACUAUUGGACGAACAGUUUACAAAAUUUCCGUCCCACAGGUUAUUGGACCGAGGAUGGGAUUUCCUCGGAAAAAAUUUGUUCCCCGACAGCCAUCACCGACUUUGAUACGGCAUGUCUACGGUCCUCCGGGUACAGUGCAACAUGCCAGCAUAAUGCCCCAACCCCAUCAGAGUGAAAUUCAACAACAAAAUGGCAACAAUCAGUAUGUUUUUGUGCAUAGGGCGAAUGUUGGAGCAGCAGAUAAUCAAGCACCAAGAGCAUCAAGUGCACCUCCAUCUCAGAAUCAGCUUCAGGGAAUGAAUGGAGUACCAAUAACUGGACGAGGACGUCCAGCAUCUGUUGAUGUAGAUAUAUCGAAAACAUUAAAUAUGCACGAUCUUCAUCAAACUAUAACAACAGCAGCAACUCCUCAUGUCAGAAGAGUGGUAAAUCAAGGUGGCAUAACCUACAUUGACGCUUGUUCGAAUGUUAUCGAUCAACAGCCCAAUUACAUUGUAUCGGCUACAACCACAACCACUACCACCGCCGCAGCAGCAGGAAUCUCAGGAGGUACAUCAUCAGACAGCAAUAACCCACCAACUAACUGUGCAUGCUCACUUAAUGCCAUGGUAAUCUGUCAGCAAUGUGGAGCUUUUUGUCAUGAUGAGUGUAUGGGUGCGUCCAAACUAUGUGUGUCCUGUGUCAUUAGGUGAGAGAAAAAUACCCCUUCCAAUAGAAUAUCCCCUUUAACUCCUAUUGGAUCCUCGUCGUUUGUAAUUUGUCUCUCUGCCUUCGAAACAAUAUAGAAAAUUUUACAUAAUAAUAGUAUGUAGUGCAAGAAUAAAAAAAAAAAACAAAACAAUUUAUUAUAAUAUUUACUCAGUAAUAUUAUAUUAAAUAUUAUAUAUACCAACCAAUGUUGUGAGUAUGACUUAUGUUAAUAAUGACGCUAUUUUGAGGCAUAUAAAAAUGAAGAAGUAUAUAUAUACAUUAUAAAUGAAAUAAAUAAUUAAAAAAUAAAACAAAACAAUCUGCAAUAUGUAUUACUAAAAAUCCGCAAAUCCACAAAAACAAAAUAAAACAAAACACAAUACAUACACUACACGCAAACGUAGACUCUACUGACAUAAAUGUUUAUUCGUAGAUUUUCAACGAUUAAAAAAAUAUUAAACUGUAAAUAU